Molecule: messenger RNA, 1962 nt
Organism: Haliotis rufescens (red abalone)
Lineage: Eukaryota; Metazoa; Mollusca; Gastropoda; Lepetellida; Haliotidae
Product: RUS family member 1-like
Exons: 14
Coding region: 89-1447 (452 amino acids)
Source: RefSeq, a predicted model, not a curated record
UAUGGCUGCGCCCUUGCACACGCGGCAGUGUUUACGUUAAUGUUUUUGUUUAUGUUUGGAAAUUGAUGCAGUUUGGAUUUAGAGUUGUAUGAUUGUCGAAAUGAACGAGGAUAAGCAGAAUACGAUUGUUUUUCAGGAAAUUUAUGGAUCAACACCUCUGAAAAAAGACUAUUUUAGGAAGUCAGACGGUCAGCUGUCUGUUGUUGACAGAUCACCAAAAUACACUUCUGUGUCACAGUUCUUUCGAUCCGUGUUUCUACCUCAAGGCUACCCUGAGAGUGUGAGUGAUGAUUAUGUCACCUACCAAAUCUGGGACACAGUGCAGGCUUUCGCAAGCAGUAUCACGGGUACCAUGGCUGCACAGGCGAUGUUGAAGGGAGUUGGUGUAGGAGACCAAACUGCGACGGUGCUUGCUGCUACAAUGACCUGGCUGCUGAAAGAUGGGACCGGGAUGCUGGGACGCAUCGUGUUCGCCUGGAUACAGGGCACAAAUCUUGACUGUGAUGCAAAAAGAUGGAGGUUGUUUGCGGAUAUCCUGAAUGACUUCGCAAUAUUCCUGGAAAUACUGGCGCCGAACUUCCCCCGGCAGUACUUCACACCCAUUGUGUGUGUAGCAGGCGUGUGCAAGUCGGUGGUUGGUGUGGCAGGGGGCGCCACUAGAGCCGCUCUCACGCAGCAUCAGGCUCGCAGAAACAACAUGGCCGACGUGUCAGCUAAAGAUGGCAGCCAGGAAACACUUGUAAAUCUGGCAGCCCUUAUAUGUAAUCUUGUGCUGGUUCCCAUGGUAACUGGUCAUCAGUUCGUGAUAUGGAUGUUAUAUCUGGUAUUUACUGCCAUUCAUCUGUAUGCCAACUACUCAGCUGUUACAUCAGUUGUCAUGGAAACGUUAAAUCAAGCCCGUCUCCAUAUUCUACUACAGUCAUAUUUCAAGUCAGCUGAGAUUCCAUCCAUCCGGAGAGUAAACAAACAGGAACCUGUCAUAUUUGCAAUAAAAAGAAAGAUUGCUAUAAGACUGGGGUCAUCUUUAAGUGAUGUUUGUAAAAAAAUGCAUGAUCUGGAUGUGUUAGAAAGUAUAUACAGACAUGGACGCUAUAUGUUAGCGCUCAACACAUAUAAAAAUUGUGUGUACAUCGUCCUCCAUGAUGACAGCACUGUCACAGACCAGAUCCAGAGUUUGGUACAGGCUGAGGUGCUGGAGUAUGUCGCUAAUAACCUCCAUGACAGACAGAACCUCAGUAUAGAAAUGCAGGAAAUUGCUGCUGGCAUGAUGGAAGACAACAUACACAAGAUCCUGCAGGUCUCCUACAAGGUGGCGGCCAUGGCUCCUGCACUCCUCCACCAGGUGGAGCUACAGGGCUGGGACACACAGAGGGCGCUGCUUGGGGCAGACGAGUGGCGGGCCCACUGGGACUUCACACAUGGCCUCGGAGGGAAGAAGGACUUCUGAGCAAGACACCAUUGUUACAACGAUUGAUUGGAUUUUAAAGAGAUGAAUCCAGUAUGGGACUUUUUAACUCACAUGGAGAAAAUCUUGGAUGGAUGUCAUCACCAAAUGGUCCUCAAGGUUGUUUGGGCUGGGAAUUGGGUUUAAGUUAUUUCAAAUAAGAAGCGACAAAAAAUAUUUCCAUUAUCAUCAGAAAUCAUCUAAAAGCGGAGUCGAUUUACGAUUUUGACUACAUCAUAAGCCUGUCUUUUUUAAUCACUAUCAAAUAGUGAUUUUAAAAUGUUUUCACGAAAAGGUGAAUAUAUCCUGCCCCACCGGUGGCACACAUCACAAACACAGGGCAGGUCAAAUGUUCAACUGGAAAAACACUGAAAUAUUCAUACAGGUCAAAAUAGGGAAUUGCAUCGGACAAAGACUUUUUCAUGUAAACAUUCAAUCUUUAUGAAGUGGUGGUGUAUUUGUCUAAUGGGGCUGCUGUUUUAUUUUUAUGUCUGUAUAAUAAAUGUCAUUAAGUCAUU